Molecule: messenger RNA, 1428 nt
Organism: Enterobius vermicularis (human pinworm)
Lineage: Eukaryota; Metazoa; Nematoda; Chromadorea; Rhabditida; Oxyuridae
Source: the annotation of a GenBank genome assembly
AUGCAGAUACAAAGUCCUUUCCAAAUUACUUGGGAAAAGCUUCAGACUGCUAAUUUUGUCGACUACUUUUUCAGAAAAUUUGCUAAAUACGGUGACGGUGUUGCACUGAUUGAUAUUGAGUCCGGAAAACAGUGGAAAUACAGUCAACUACAGAAAUGCGUAGAAAAAUGCUCAUCGUGGUUAACCUACAUAGGAGCAACUGCCGGUUCCCAUGUAGCACUGAUUACCAGUUCCACAGUACAAACGAUCCUGAUGCAAUUGGCAUGCGCUUCGAUUGGAGCUUUAAUCAUCUGUAUCGACGGUUACCUAAGCAUUGAUGAACUAUGGCAAAAAGUAGACGCCAGCGACGUCAGCCAUUGUAUCACAGAACCACAGUUUUUAACAAAAGUGGAAGAGGUACGACGUAAAGCAAUUGUUCGAGGAAGCAGACAUAUUCGAGCUGUGAAAAUGAUCGAUGACGCUUUCGCCGAUACGUUAUCACAACGUGACGAUGGGUUGGUAACAAUUGCAUAUAUAACUCCACCAGUAGCUCAGAUGUUGAUCAAAGAACAAAACCUUAGUGGACAUAAUCUAAGCUCCUUACGAAGCGUUCUGGUCGGUGGAGCUAUAGUUGAUCCAGAAAUCUUGACAAUGUGCAAGGAACGACUCAACUUAGAGGACCUGCGGCAAGUUUACGGAAUGGCUUUACUUGGAGGAGUUGCAACAUUCUCUUACUAUGGUUGCACCAAAUAUGCCAGCGUUGGUGUUCCACUUCCUGGAAUGCUCAUGAAGGUUGUCAAUCCAGACACAGAAGAAAUUUGCCUCCCGCAUGUAACCGGUCAUCUUUUAGUCCAAGGACCGCAAGUAAACCCAUCAUUUUACAAAUGUGCCAAAACUACUGAGAAGAUUGUUGAUGCAGAUGGAUACAUCAAAACGGGAGAUGCAGCAUUCUAUGACGAAGACGGAUACAUUUACAUUCUCGGGAGAAUGAGAGAUAUGAUAAGAGGGAAAGACACAAUGAUACCACCGCUGGCAGUUGAAAAAUUAUUGAAAACACAUCCUGGAAUUGACGACUGUGCAGUAGUUGGACGCCGGAAUCAUGCGGCUGAAGAACUUCCCGCCGCAUUUGUUGUCAGAAACCCGCAGCAUAUAAAUUUAAGCUCAUCGGAAAUCAGGCAGUUUGUAUCAGGUAAGGUCCCGGAAUUCAGAGACCUAAAAGGAGGCGUCUAUUUUGUCAAAGACAUCCCACGAGGUGUUACUGGUAACGUUCUCCGGCGGAAGCUCGAUCAGCGACGCAUGACUGUGAAGGAGCUGAUACCCCUGUUCACUCCUUCUCCACCACCACCAACACCACUGACUAAAGAAUUUAGGAAACAACAACCCGGAUUUAGCGGAGAAAAAAAAAGUCCCCAAGCAGAGGCAAAAAUAAAUGAAAAGUUCCUUCGCUAA